CACUCACCAUUACCACCACCACCAACACCAACACCACCACCACAUCCCGUCAUCGCGCCAUCCAACCGCGCUCCAUCAUGCCACUACCCACCUCGAAGAAGAAUGCGGGUUUGGGGCACGCCAUAGCCAAUCGACGAGCCAAAGAAUCUUCUCAACGCAACGCAUCCGCCUUUCACACGACCGAUUUCAAUCGAGGAUUGCAGAGCGUCACGCAUCAAGGCGAUUUGGAAGAGUUCAUCGCCACGGCUCAACUAGCCGAGAGCGAUUUCACUGCAGAGAGGAGAAAUGUGACGGUGGUCAGUGCGCCUGCUGCUGAUGGGAUGAGAGGGGGAGGAGUCAAUGCUAGAGGUUGGAAUCCCUUCUUGUUGGAUGGAAGAGAGGAAAGGGAAUCGUUGGAGAGGCAGAGGAGGAACAAGGAAGCGCUUAGAGUGCCUAGAAGACCUCGAUGGGACAGCAAGACGACGCCAUCUCAGCUGCAACGCUUAGAAGCCGAAGCUUUUUUAGAUUGGAGAAGAUCUCUAGCUCAACUGACAGAUUCGGGCGGAUUCGUACUGACGCCAUUCGAGCGCAAUCUGGAAGUGUGGAGACAAUUGUGGAGAGUUGUGGAGCGCAGUCACUUGGUCGUUCAGAUCGUGGAUGCUAGAAACCCGCUGAGGUUUAGGUGCGAAGAUUUGGAAAAGUAUGUGGAGGACAUUCCUGCUAGAGUUGGUUCCUCGCCCGCUGACGACGAGGAGAAGGGGGAGGAUGAGGGUUUGAAAGAGCGCAAAAAAGGUCCGAGAAGGAACCUCCUGCUCAUCAACAAGGCCGACCUGCUCGAUCAAUCCCAAAGACGCAUUUGGGCCAAAUACUUCGAAGAGAACGGCAUCAGGUACGCCUUUUUCAGCGCGGCUAAUGCGGCUGCUGUUCAGCAAGAACGGUUGGAGAGGGAAAUGCAAGAGGAACACGAGAGGUUGUUGAAGGAGGAAGCGCAAGAGGCUGCUCUGCGAGAGGGAGGUCUGGAUGUGGAUGAAGAGGAGCAAGAGGAGGAUGCGGAGGACCAGCAGCAAGAAGAUGAGGAUGCGCAGCAGGCAACAGCAGCGAAGGGACACUCCGCUGCAAAGCAUUUGGAGGCGCGAGUGAAUGCGAGGGCGGAUACUCAACAGGCUCGUCUAGGUGCUCAAGUCCGCGAGACGGCAGCAGCGGCAGCAGCGGCAGCUUCCGCCCUUGAUCAAGCCGCACAAGAUGUUGACUCCACUUUGUCUGACGACGCGCAUGAUCAUAGCGAUCCCACGCGCGUUCUCAAUGUGCUGGAGCUCGAAGAGCUCUUCAGGCUGAGCGCACCUCCUCUUGACGACUUUGCAACGGCCGAGCAAGGGGCGCCUAGCAAAUUGGUGGUAGGACUGGUAGGUUACCCGAACGUGGGCAAAUCCAGCACGAUCAAUGCCUUGCUAGGAGAGAAGAAAGUCUCCGUCUCCUCCACUCCUGGACACACCAAACAUUUCCAAACGAUCAAUCUGAGCGACAAUACGGUGCUUUGCGACUGUCCCGGUUUGGUCUUUCCGCAAUUUGCUACGACGCCGGCGGAUUUGGUUUGUGAUGGAGUGCUACCCAUCGAUCAGAUGAGAGAAUACACGGCUCCCGCUGAAUUGAUCGCGAGGAGGAUACCGAAGGAUAUCUUGCAGGGCACUUAUAGUAUUAGGAUCGAGAUGCAGCUUCGGGAAGAAGGAGGUUCGGGUCAACCUACCGGGUUGGAGUUGCUGACUUCUUAUGCUGUCGCCAGAGGUUUCGUACGUCAGGGUCAAGGCAAUCCGGACGAAUCACGCGCAGCACGUUACAUCUUCAAGGAUUACGUCAAUGCUCGAUUGCUGUACGCGCACGCACCACCAGGUGUGGAUGGAGAUGUGUUCAACUCUACGCAGCGAGAAGCUUGUAGAGCUGCGCUUCGUGUGAAAAGGUAUGCGCCGGCCCUUUCGUUGGCUGAAGCGGAAGAGCAUCAAGAGCAACCCACUGGCGCGGGCGCUGGUGCGGAUGGAAAGGAGACAUCAAGAGCUGCACGAGCAAAGAAUGAUGCGAUCUCCUUGGCGGCGCGCAAACAACAACAAGGAUCCAAAUCUUCCGCGCUAGAUUCUUCCUUUUUCAAAAGCAGCAUGUUCUCGAACCAUGGCCCAUCCGGAUCUGGUGCGGCGGGGCACUACACGACGAAAGGAAGAAGCGGAAAUGCUUCGGCUGCGCUGAGGGGCAAAAGCAUCAAUGAUGAUGGCACGCCAGUGACGCAGGAGCAGUUGCAGAGGGAAAUGGAGUUGAUGAGCACUACCAGCUUUGCGUCGGGCAAUGGUGCUGGCAAAAAACACUUCAAGGCUAAUAAGAGGAAUAAACAGAGGAGCGGUCAAGGAUUCGCUUAGCAACUUUGACAUUGGGCUGCUAUUCGCCCCCCCUUGGCACCAAUUUUCUACUCUGACAAUGCCAUACCAUGCUAUUGCAGACAUUUUGCACGUCCCAGGUCCACUCUUGCCCCGGUCGUGUCCCCUCGUGAAUUUAGCCACACGACACUGUAAGCUUGCCGAAUGCCGCAAAUCAGAAUCACGCGAGGAACGCUCGAUCGUAAUACCACGAGCCAAGCACACACACGCACAAACGCGCGCGCACAAGAAUCCGAUCGAGCCGCGUGCGAAUAUCUCUCACACAGGAAAUAUUCUCAUUUCAUUUAUUCAAAGAAGCGUAUCGCGCGGAACGGACAGGAAACG
Messenger RNA from Ceraceosorus guamensis, 2723 nucleotides. RefSeq names its product P-loop containing nucleoside triphosphate hydrolase protein. The record is from RefSeq and is a predicted model, not a curated record. Bases 78 to 2381 code for a protein of 767 amino acids. Gene Ontology annotation, cellular component: cytosol. NCBI's taxonomy places the organism in Eukaryota, Fungi, Basidiomycota, Exobasidiomycetes, Ceraceosorales, Ceraceosoraceae. The transcript has 3 exons. Gene Ontology annotation, biological process: ribosomal subunit export from nucleus. Gene Ontology annotation, molecular function: GTPase activity; GTP binding.